UAUUUUUUCGACUCCUGCUAUUUAGACUAGGCGUCAGACGGUCAAGUGGGGUCCUUUUGGGGUCUUCAAGAUUAGAAAACAACGGCGUUGUUUAGUUCGCAAGCAAAACUGAAAUGAAUUAUAAUUCACGUAAAUAAUGGAUGACAAUGAACUUGAAAGGAAGGCGGUGGAGGAACUCCUUAAAGAAGCUAAACGAGCCAAAGUCCGUGCAGAGACCAUGGGUCCUUCUGGGUGGAUGAAGUGUCCGCUGGGAAGUACCAAUAAGCGUUUUCUGCUGAACACGUUGGGAUCCUCUGCAAUGAUUGGUGAGCCAAAAACCCAGGGUGGUUCUGAGAGAGGGGAAAAAGAACAUAGGUACAGAACUUGUGAAAAACAUCGCAAAAAAGACUGCGAAGAGUGCAGAAAAGACCAUUCACACAGUAGACAGCACUCUCAUUCACACUCAUCAAAACAUCGGUCCUCACGCAGUGGUUCAACAUCAAGAAGCCACUCCCCCUCCAGGAGGUCAAAUAGGACUCGAUCUCGCUCACCCGCGAGAGGCACUUAUACAGCGGUCAAAAAUGACAGUGACAGAAGAAAAAAAUGAUUUAAUAGCUAUAAGAGAGUGUAGUGAGUACUAUGUGCAAUUGUAUUUUUUUGUCUGCAUACUUGAUUUAUGCAGUUUGUAGACUGCAAACACAAAGACUGCAUCUGAUUUUGUACACAAGUUAUAGGGCAUAUGGUUUACAAAACUUUCUACACGCAGUUGCCUAGAAUGUGCAAGAUCUACUUUUCUUUAAGUUCAUCUUAACUGUUGUGUUGCAAGUAGUCAUUUUAACUAUAACUAAAUUGUAAAAAAAUCCAUUUUAUUAUUAUUUCCGGAGUAUUUUUGAGUCAGGAAAAACCUGACCAACAAUAAACAUGAUAUUGGUGAUCACUCACCUAUGUGCAGUAUUUACUGUAGUGUAGUUUAUCAUUAAAAAUCAUUAUUAUAGAAAUAUGUUUAAAAUAAACGUUUGGUUGAUAUGGCUAUUCUUUAGUUUCGUAAAUAAAUGAUUUUUCCCUCAG
Messenger RNA from Paramisgurnus dabryanus, 1047 nucleotides. RefSeq lists its product as uncharacterized. Lineage: Eukaryota; Metazoa; Chordata; Actinopteri; Cypriniformes; Cobitidae. The record is from RefSeq and is a predicted model, not a curated record.